AUGGAUAUCGAUUACUAUUCAUUAUUAAAUUUAAAAAGACAUUGUACCAAAGAUGACAUACAUAGAGCAUUUGGCAAAUUAGUAAAUAGUCAAAUUCAAAAUUGUUGUUUGGUUAUGUUGUGUGAAGCAUAUGAGGUAUUAUCUGACCCAUUUCGCCGAGCUAUAUAUGAUGAAUAUGGUGAAGAGGGAAUUAAAAAAGGUGUAAAUACCAAUGAAUUGUACAUUGGUCCAUGGACCUACCAUUGUGAUGUGAAAAGUACAUAUUUGUAA
Metopolophium dirhodum (rose-grain aphid) is the source of this 270-nucleotide messenger RNA. RefSeq names its product dnaJ homolog subfamily B member 6-like. The coding region runs from base 1 to 270 and encodes 89 amino acids. Gene Ontology annotation, biological process: cristae formation. Lineage: Eukaryota; Metazoa; Arthropoda; Insecta; Hemiptera; Aphididae. The record is from RefSeq and is a predicted model, not a curated record. The transcript is spliced from 2 exons.